AUGUCUCAAAUAACCCCCCAAAUUCCUAUCGACAUUUUAUAUGAAAUUCUUGAACAUAUAGAGGAUGAUAGGAUGACUUUAUUCUCAUGCUUAUUAGUUAAUCAUAUUUGGUGUAAAAUUUCUGUUCGUAUUCUGUGGAAGAACAUUCAAAACUUUGAUACCUUAGUCGCUUGUCUACCUAAUGAAUCAAUAGAAAAAUUACGUAGGAUCUCAGUAUACGUUACAACCCCAACUAAACCCUUACUAUUUAAUUAUGCGAUUUUUGUAAAAUAUUUUUCGUUUGAUGACAUUAAUGAUAAAAUUGGAAUGUUCACGGGCUUUUUCACUUCAAGUGUACGUAAAUUAAUUAUGCUUGAAAUAUUUGUAAUGUUAUUGAAUCAAGCUACUUUAAAAAAUUUGAACAUAAGAUUAAAGCAAAUUCCAAGCAUAGAUUUUUCCAGUUAUCCUAAAGCAACCAAUUGUUUAAAAGACCUUACGAAGAUUAGCUAUCGUUCAGAUCUUUGCUCAGAUUUUUUAAUGCAGAUGUCAAGAUUUUGUCAAAACAUACGAUCAAUGGACGUCAAACUUAAAUCAAAUAUUUCAGAAGGAGUAUUGGAGCUGAUAUCAUCUCAGAAAAAUUUGAAGAAAUUUAGAGUAGUCUUACUAAAUUGUGAGAAUUUGGAAGUAUUAAUACCCUUAUUGACAAAACAUUCAUCAUCAACUUUAAUAAAAUUAGAAAUUGACACUAUUCAAAUAACCGAACCGUUUACAAUCCUCAACAAAUUCUUAAAUUUGAACGAGCUCAUCCUGAAAUAUCAUAGCGGUCAUUUGGAUACAUUACAACCCAUUACUUUUUCAAAGUUGAGGAAUUUAAAAUUUAAGAGAGAUGUUCCAAAAUAUGAGUAUAUGAUAAAAUUCUUACGGAUCAACGGUUAUGGAUUAGAAGUCUUGGAGUUUGGUUGUUACUGCCAUAAUUUGUUAAAUCUGGCUAUAUCAGAAUUUUGUCGAAAUUUAAGAUCAUUAGGUACCAUCUUUAUAAAAGAUGAAGGAGAAACUCUUUUAUCAAUUUUGAAAAAUUGUCAAAAUUUGCAAAGCAUUCACCUUAUUAGGUCUGAUGAUCGUUAUUUGGAGGUGAAACAGAUUUUUGAGAUCAUCGCAAAGCAUUCCCCCAAAACUUUCUCCGAGUUGAAAUUGAAUUUUGGAAUAAAUUCGAAUUUAUCUCCAAUAGAUCUGGAUAAUUUUUUCAAAAAUUGGUCUACAGCCAUGAUUAAUAAAUGGCGUUGGUCAGCAUUCCAAAAACCUUGGCUAGCAUUACAAGCUAAUUUUCCAAUCGAGUCGAUUUAUCAUCUCGAAUUGGCGAAUGAAGCAAUCAAAGUUGCCAAGAUGAAUCGAAUAUCUCGAUGGAAAAAUUUCAAGGCCCAAUUUAAUUAUGUAGAUCUGAAAAUGGUAUGA
Funneliformis geosporum is the source of this 1431-nucleotide messenger RNA. The record is from the annotation of a GenBank genome assembly. Lineage: Eukaryota; Fungi; Glomeromycota; Glomeromycetes; Glomerales; Glomeraceae.